AUGGCUUCUCCAGCCCCUACCACAACUGAAGGUCUUCCUACAGGCUCCGGCCAAUCUGGUCAGUACGAAUCGUCGCAGCACGAGGAUAGUGCCGAAUCUGGAGAAGAUGUCUCUCCAACGCGUGAAUUCACCGACGGCCAAGCGCCGAAGCCACAGCCACUCCAAAAGAGGCGCCGGGUAACACGCGCAUGCGACGAAUGUCGGCGCAAGAAGAUCAAGUGCGAUGGAAAGCAGCCAUGCACCCAUUGCACCGUCUAUAGCUAUGAAAGCCAAUUGAAGCGCGCCAAGGCGCUUCUGCAUGUUGUCUUUCCCACAGUCGACCUGAACGACCCUAGCAUUGAUUCCCAUCUUCAAAGUGGCCUGCUCCCGCAAUUACCGGUCGCAGGCCCACGGCCCCAGGCUGUACAGACUGACCCACGUCUUCUGCCGAGCCAUGGAGAUCAGCCACUCGAAGACGUGAAUGAUUCGCACCUGGAAGCCAUGGUGAAGGCCACAGGCCAUCUGGAUCUUGACGAAGAGGGCAACUGGGACUACCAUGGUCACUCGUCAGGGGAUGAAGCGCAAGCCUUGUGUGAUGCCGCCAUUGUCGAAGCCAGUGCAAUGCUCCGAGUCGUGCACUUACCCACUUUCUAUAAGCAGUUCGAUCGCAUGUGGGAAUUGUCUCCGGACCAAUACGGCAAUGCAGAGAACGGCUUUCUUCCCCUCCUUUUUGCCGUGCUCGCGCUCGGAAAGCUUUUCUCCAAACACGACAGUGACCUCGACAAAGCCAGCUACGAGACAUUGAUUGACGAAGGAUACAAAUACUUCCGAGCAGCACGGCAACUCAUCGACGUCACCGACUGCAGAGACUUGACCGCGCUUCAGACCAUUAUUUUCAUGAUCCAAUUCCUGCAAUCAUCCGCAAAGUUGAGCGCUUGCUACGCGUACAUUGGAGUUGCACUUCGCUCAGCUCUCCGCAUGGGACUACACCGCUCCUUCAACACUAACUUCAACACCGUCGAAUCGGAAACCCGCAAACGCAUAUUCUGGGUGAUACGGAGGAUGGACUCGUAUGUUGGAGCCAUGCUUGGUCUUCCACGCUUUCUGGAAGACGAGGAUAUUGACCAGGGCUGGCCGGCCGAAGUGGAUGAUGAUUACAUCACCGAGGAUGGCAUCUUGCCAAUGCCGGAAGGUAGCAUCUCGGUCAUGGUCGCCUUCAAUGCCCACACUCGGAUUGUGCAGGUUCUGAGUAAGAUCUGCAAGUAUGUGUACCCGAUCAAGGGAACGCAUUCAAGUGACAAGAAUUCGGUAACAUACACGGUCAGCUAUUCGAAAAUUCGAGAGCUCGAGCAGGAUUUGGCGCAGUGGCUUGAUGAACUGCCAGCAGCACUUAGGCCUGGGGGUGAGCAAUCAGCUUUGAUUACCAGAGUUCAGCAAAUGCUCCGUAUGGCGUUCGGACAUGCGCAACUACUACUGUAUCGUCCAUUCCUUCACUACGUAUCUCAGGCCAGCAGCGGCAAAGUGGUCGACCAAAGAGCAUUUGCAUGCGCUUCUGCAUGUGUGAGCGUGUCACGCAACAUUAUCCACAUUUCGACAGAAAUGCGAAAGAAGGGAGUACUAGCUGGAGCAUACUGGUUCUCCAUGUACACCACAUUCUUCGCCAUUGUCUCGAUUCUGUACUUCGUCCUCGAAAAUCCUACCAACCCCACCAGCUUCGAUCUCCUACGAGACGCGGUGGAAGGCAAGGAGGUCUUGGCGUUCUUUUCGAAGCGAAGCAUGGCGGCUGACAGGUGUAGUUCUGCGUUGAAGAGCAUGUUUGAGAGAUUGCCCGAAUCGAUCAAGCACGGCGGCGAGAUCAUCGAAUCGAAGAAGAGACGCCAUGACAGCUCGCCGCAGUCAUUUGCUCCACGGCCGGAUCUACUCAAAGACGAUUUCAUGGCGCCGCGUCGUGCAAGCACCUUCCCUGAGAGCAUGCCCGAUGUCAAGCGCACAGCUCUUUCACACUCUCUGCCUCUUUCGCAAUCUCACCUUGCAAACUUAGGCUUGGAUCCUGCGUACAACUCCCCUACUCCAUCGGAUGGAAGCUUCUUCGAUUCAGUGCCCGGUCUUACUCCUACAUCAUCGACUGCAAGUUUGCAAGGCUUUGGACUUGGCCCAACGCAGACCCCACAACAGAGGUCAUCAUUCCCCGCAACACCGCUGGGCGCCAACUACGCUGACCCCUCUGGGCUGAACGUCCCAGACAUUUCGACAAUGAUGUUCCCGUCAGCGGAUCCGCUGGCAUACCCCAAUCAACCAAUGACUGCAUUUGAGAGCCGGCACCCGCAAAUGUUUGACCGCAACACAGCUUCGCCAGCGGUCGGCAUACCGCAGCCAAUGUCUGGCAUCGACAUCAAAUCGCACGCUGCACAGUUUGCGCCUCCAGGGUUCGGGGCCAAUCAGCCCCGGCGGGACGGCGAUGUGCAGCUCUUUGGACAAAUGCCAAUGUACCUCAUGCAAGGCGGACAAGCCCAGCGGGGAUUCCAGCCCCACCAUGGAAGUCCCAACAUGCACCUGCCCAGCAACAAUCUGCAAUUCGACGACCUGCUGAACCAAGACGAAUGGGCAAAUUCCUUCCUCGACCCCAGUCUGGGUUUGAACAACAGCCCCGCGCAGUUUGGCGGGCGCGGGCAGUUUGCGCCGUCGGGACAGGGCAUGGGUGGCUGGCGUUGA
Messenger RNA from Parastagonospora nodorum SN15, 2691 nucleotides. RefSeq lists its product as hypothetical. NCBI's taxonomy places the organism in Eukaryota, Fungi, Ascomycota, Dothideomycetes, Pleosporales, Phaeosphaeriaceae. Gene Ontology annotation, molecular function: zinc ion binding; DNA-binding transcription factor activity, RNA polymerase II-specific; sequence-specific DNA binding. The transcript is spliced from 6 exons. Gene Ontology annotation, biological process: positive regulation of transcription by RNA polymerase II; DNA-templated transcription. The record is from RefSeq and is a predicted model, not a curated record. Gene Ontology annotation, cellular component: nucleus. The coding region runs from base 1 to 2691 and encodes 896 amino acids.